AUGCCCUCGUCUCUGGCCGACUACCUGGCCAAAAAUUACCUAACUGCGGACCCGCAACCCGAGCGCCCCAAAAAGAAAAGAAAAAAGAACAAAUACGGCGACAACUUCGACGAUACUGGCAGCGGCGGCCUGAUUAUCGCCGACGACGAUCCGCCCUCUCUCCGCGCCUCAGGCGGCCCUAAUCACAACGAGGAUGACGAAAACUCCCCCUUUGUGCUAGAUGCCUCCCGCUCAACGGCCGAGUUCCGCCGGAAGAAGAAAUCCGGCUGGAAGGCUGUUGCGACUGCUACGCCUGCUGGUGGGGAGGGUGAGGAUGAAGCGGAUGCAAUUCUGGCCUCGGCGGCGGCAGAGAGUGCGGCGAGGCUGCGCGCGGAGAAUAUGGAUGAUGCGCCAGCUAUAGAAGGGGGUAUUGAUGAUGAGGAGGACGGUGGUCCGCGGAUGGAAUCUGGGGCGCGCCCCGGUCUCCAAACAGCGGCACAGACAGCGGCGAUGGUCGCAGCACAGGAACGCAAAAAGAAGAAAGAUCUCGCAGCGUUCCAGGCGUCAGUGGCACAGCAAGAAGAGGACGGGGCAGCAGCGAGCCACCAGCAGACGAUAUACCGUGACGCCUCCGGGCGGAUUAUCAACGUGGCUAUGAAACGCGCUGAAGCACGACGAGCAGAGGAAGAAGAAAAGGAAAAAGAGGAGCGGGCAAAGGAAGCGCUGAUGGGGGAUGUACAGCGGCAACAGCGUGAAGAACGACGACAAGAGCUACGAGACGCGCGCGCGAUGCCGUUGGCGCGGACGGCGGAGGAUGAGGAUUUGAAUGAGGAGCUGCGGGCUCGCGAACGAUGGAAUGAUCCUGCGGCACAGUUCUUGACGUCGAAGAAGACGGGUACGAGUUCGACGGGGAAACCUCUGUAUAAAGGGGGCUUUGCGCCGAAUAGAUAUGGGAUAAGGCCUGGUCAUCGGUGGGAUGGAGUGGAUAGGGCGAAUGGGUUUGAGAAAGAGUGGUUUCAGGCGAGAGCGAGGAAGGAGAGGACUAGUAAUUUGGAGUAUGCGUGGCAGAUGGAUGAAUAG
Molecule: messenger RNA, 1059 nt
Organism: Talaromyces proteolyticus
Lineage: Eukaryota; Fungi; Ascomycota; Eurotiomycetes; Eurotiales; Trichocomaceae
Product: putative cell cycle control protein
Exons: 1
Coding region: 1-1059 (352 amino acids)
Biological process (GO): mRNA splicing, via spliceosome
Cellular component (GO): RES complex; U2-type spliceosomal complex
Molecular function (GO): RNA binding
Source: RefSeq, a predicted model, not a curated record